Messenger RNA from Oryza sativa Japonica Group (Japanese rice), 1266 nucleotides. RefSeq lists its product as uncharacterized. Lineage: Eukaryota; Viridiplantae; Streptophyta; Magnoliopsida; Poales; Poaceae. The record is from RefSeq and is a predicted model, not a curated record.
GCUCCGCUCCCAAAGAAAAAGUAGAAAACCCCCUCCUCCCUUCCUCCCCUCCCCGGAAAAACCCCACCUCCUCCUCGUGACCGUCUCGUCUCGCCGCCCCCAUCGUCUUCCUCCACCGCGCUGUGGCGGCGCCCCUCGCCAGCGAGAUCGCGGGAGAGGCAGGCGCAGCACUGGUGCUCCAAUGGCAAGGAUCAUCAGGCGCCAUGGGGGUGGGAGAAUCCUCCGCAGGUCCCGGGAGGAGAAGAGGCGCCUCAGCGAGGGAGGGGGCGGGGCUUCCCAGCAACCGCAAGGACCAGCUGAAGAUGACUACUGCCCUGUGAUUGGCUCCAAGAUUAACAUGGAUGGGAUAUCAGACCAAGAAGUUGCAAAUGCCUAUUCUUUUGUAUUCUCCUUUGAUGAGGCCCUUAGAUCAAUUAAAUUGGAGGAAGGACGUCUGUUGAUUCAUAUUGCUGACCUUUAUGAGAUGAAACGGUCACUUGAUGAUAAAAUAACAAGUUUGAAGGCUGCUGUUAAGUCAUCUCCAAGCGCUGAUAUCUUGAGAAGAAUCAAGUCCACAAGAACAAAAAACAAUGAAACGCAGGAAGAGAUUUACGCCGACAAGUCACUUCUUGCCAAGACCCGUUUGAAGCUGGUUAAGCUUGAGGUGUUGAGUUGUGAUCCAAAUUUAUUUACACUUAAUAAAGGCCAGCUUCUGCCGUACGGAUCAUCAUCCUUUUUAGGGUUCCAUUAUAUAUAUACCUCUUGUAAGCCGCCGUGCGGCGAUGUAACCUCACCUCAGAUAUAGUGAAGAUAUUUUGCUGGCUGGCGCCCGUGGUUUUUUCUCUCCUGUUUUGGGAGGGUUUUCCACGUUAAAUCUCGUGUCUUUUGUGAUUGAUCUAUUGUUUUUUAUUGUUUGUUCGCCUAUCGUUUUCUAACAUGAGGCUUGUCACAGGGCUUCUACAUUGAUAGUUUCUCAGGAUGUAGAGGCGAAGGGAGAUCCAUUACUAGGUUAUCUAGCAUAUAUUUUGAAGUGACGACAGAAAAGCCUAUAUGUUACUAGUUGUUAGAACUUUGGCGGUAACGAUACAAGACAUUUUUCGUUUUGCUUCACCAAAGUUUUAGUACACAUGAACUUUGGGGCCUAUGUUUAGAUAUGUUUUUGUCUAGUACUCUAUAGCCAGACAAUUAACUGUGGGGCAGUGGGGGCUGUGUAGAUAUGCGAUCAAGUGAAAUUGGAUGGAACUGAUGCCGAGGUUUUUGAUUGUCACUAACAUGUUUGUUUGAACU